AAAUCCACGCCAGGUGACCGUUCUCCACGCAAACGGGAUGAUCACCUGCAAGCACAUGGCCACAUCGGUCGGUUGCCUCACACACUUCACAAACUGCGUCUGGCUGCUGGAAUAUCAGGCCCAAGCAAUUACAACAAUACAACUACCCCACCCGCCGAGUUGGCUAGCUUCGAGACCCACUAUCAUUCUAAUGCGGUAGAUCCGCACGUUUCAAAUGCUACUUUGCUUUCUCCAGAACGGGGACUCAAUCACUACCAUCCUUAUCAUCUGGAUCAGUCUAUGGAACAGCCGCCAGUUCAACAGCGGCAAAGUCCAUCAUUGCCUUCUCCAUCUGUUUCCGCCGUAGACCCGCAUCACUCGCAUUCCACACCCCUUGCCAGCUGGCUCACAAACAGCCGCCUCUGGAUGAGCAAUGCGGUAGAACAGCAAAACAUCAGGCAGGGGGAAACCAGUCCCGUCAAUAUACCAAAUAAAUCGCAGACUCUCGACACACAAAACACCGGUUUUUCAUUCUUAUUUCCAUCCAUACAAAUAAUUUAG
This is a messenger RNA of Protopolystoma xenopodis, 540 nucleotides long. The record is from the annotation of a GenBank genome assembly. NCBI's taxonomy places the organism in Eukaryota, Metazoa, Platyhelminthes, Monogenea, Polystomatidea, Polystomatidae.